AUGAACAUAGAAGAGCUGAGAGCACGUUUAGAAGAAGCAAAUCAAGGGCAUCUCUUGCGGUACUGGGACCAACUCUCCGAUCAAGAAAAACUGCAACUCUACAAUGAACUUAGUCAUCAAGACUUUAAUGAAAUCAAUGAAUUUUAUAAGACGGUAAUGGAGAAUGUGUCCGCUGCGUCAAAGAAGCUUAAUGACGUCAUAGAACCCUUGCCGAAGGAGGUGUGUGGGAGAGUAGUAAACACCGGCCCGGAAACUCUGUCGCAGUAUAACAACAGUGGUCUGAAAAAGAUCGGAGAGAGUCGGGUGGCUGUUCUUCUCUUGGCUGGGGGUCAGGGUACUAGGUUAGGUGUACCAUACCCUAAAGGCAUGUACGAUGUCGGACUGCCGUCGGGAAAAACGUUGUAUCAGAUACAGGCCGAGAAACUCCUGAAACUCCAGAGGCUUGGGGAGUCUGUAACAGGGAACAGCUGCAAAAUUCCAUGGUACAUCAUGACCAGCGAACAUUCUAAACAGUCUACCCAGGAUUUCUUUCAAAAGCAUAAAUACUUUGGCCUACAGGAAGACGAUGUCAUCCUCUUUGAACAGAACCUUCUUCCAUGUAUAGGAUUUGACGGGAAAAUCAUUUUGGAAAAACCUCACAAAGUGGCUCUAUCUCCAGCUGGCAAUGGAGGAUUGUACCGAGCCCUGCACCACAAUGGCGUGCUGAAGGACAUGGAAAGUCGGGAAAUCGAAUACAUCCACGUCUACAGUGUAGACAAUAUACUGGUCAAGAUGGCAGACCCCGUCUUUAUAGGAUUCUGUAUCAGCAGGGGGGCGAACUGCGGGGCAAAAGUUGUUGAGAAAACCUUUCCCACAGAGGCUGUUGGCGUGGUGUGUAAAGUAGAGGGAAAAUAUCAAGUGGUGGAAUACAGCGAAAUCACACUAAAAACGGCAGGAAAACGAGACUGCAAUGGCAGACUGGUCUUCAAUGCUGGCAACAUCUGUAACCAUUUCUUUACUCUGGACUUCCUGAAAUUUGUGUCAGAGCCUUCACAGGAAAGAUUACUAAAGCAUCAUGUUGCUAAGAAGAAAAUUCCACAUGUUAGCGACAAGGACUGUCGACAGACCACUCAGCCGGGUUCUCCCAAUGGCAUUAAAAUGGAAAAAUUUGUAUUUGAUGUUUUCCUUUUGUCAUCGAGUUUUGCUGUCUGGGAGGUUAUCCGGGAGGAUGAGUUUGCUCCCCUGAAAAAUGCAGACACUGCUGAUAAGGACACGCCCACUACCUGUCGCCGUGCUCUGCUGAAUCUUCAUCACCGUUACCUGAUAGGCGCGGGGGCCGAGUUUGUAUACACAGAUGGGACAAAGAUUUCCCACAUUCCCAGUCAAAAAGGAGAAGAUGAAGCUUUGUUUGUAGAGAGUGAGAUCUCACCUCUCGUGUCGUAUGCAGGGGAGGGUCUGAACGAAUUGGUGGAGGGGAGAAAGUUUGUAAGUCCAGUGUACAUAAAUCAGGACUUCACCAUGGACAAACCAAAGAUAGUCGAUGGCUAAUGGUAGUAACAAACAAAACAGCG
This is a messenger RNA of Ostrea edulis (European flat oyster), 1550 nucleotides long. RefSeq names its product UDP-N-acetylhexosamine pyrophosphorylase-like. NCBI's taxonomy places the organism in Eukaryota, Metazoa, Mollusca, Bivalvia, Ostreida, Ostreidae. Gene Ontology annotation, biological process: UDP-N-acetylglucosamine biosynthetic process. The transcript has a single exon. The record is from RefSeq and is a predicted model, not a curated record. The coding region runs from base 1 to 1527 and encodes 508 amino acids. Gene Ontology annotation, molecular function: UDP-N-acetylglucosamine diphosphorylase activity.